Molecule: messenger RNA, 1572 nt
Organism: Arvicola amphibius (Eurasian water vole)
Lineage: Eukaryota; Metazoa; Chordata; Mammalia; Rodentia; Cricetidae
Gene: Pir
Product: pirin
Exons: 10
Coding region: 196-1071 (291 amino acids)
Biological process (GO): monocyte differentiation
Cellular component (GO): nucleus
Molecular function (GO): quercetin 2,3-dioxygenase activity
Source: RefSeq, a predicted model, not a curated record
CAGAGACCUAGAGACUCCGCCUUCCUGAGGCCUCACAGCGAAGUGCUGAGUCACGCUGACGGACAGCCGGCGCUCUGCAAGCCCUUCUUCCGUGUGCUGUGUUCCUGACGCUGCGAAGGCUGUACGACAGUGGCUUCCGUCCUGGGCCUGCUCAGCAGCCGACUCAACACCAGAACGUUCUUUAUACACUUCAAAAUGGGAUCCUCUAAGAAGGUUACGCUCUCAGUGCUCAGCCGGGAACAGCCAGAAGGGGUUGGAGCUCGGGUCCGCAGAAGCAUUGGCAGACCUGAGUUGAAAAAUCUGGAUCCAUUCUUACUGUUUGAUGAGUUUAAAGGAGGAAGGCCGGGAGGGUUUCCUGAUCACCCACACCGAGGCUUUGAAACAGUAUCUUAUCUUCUGGAAGGGGGCAGCAUGGCUCAUGAAGACUUCUGUGGACACAUUGGUAAAAUGAACCCAGGAGACCUACAGUGGAUGACUGCAGGCCGGGGCAUUUUGCAUGCUGAGAUGCCCUGCUCCGAGGAGCCUGCCCAUGGCUUACAGCUGUGGGUGAAUCUGAGAAGCUCAGAAAAGAUGGUGGAGCCUCGGUACCAGGAACUGAAAAGUGGAGAGAUCCCGAAACCCACCAAGGAUGGUGUGACAGUCGCUGUCAUUUCAGGAGAAGCCUUGGGAGUAAAGUCUAAGGUUUACACACGCACACCUACCUUAUAUCUGGACUUCAAGUUGGACCAAGGAGCUAAGCAUUCCCAGCCUAUUCCUAAAGGGUGGACAAGCUUCAUUUAUACCCUCUCUGGAGACGUAUAUAUUGGACCUGAUGAUGCGCAGCAGAAGAUAGAACCACAUCACACAGCAGUGCUUGGAGAAGGUGACAGUGUCCAGGUGGAAAAUAAGGACCCACAAAGAAGCCAUUUUGUCUUAAUUGCUGGGGAGCCAUUAAGAGAACCAGUUGUCCAACAUGGUCCGUUUGUGAUGAAUACCAAUGAAGAAAUUUCUGAGGCCAUUCUUGAUUUCAGGAAUGCAAAAAAUGGUUUUGAGGGGGCCAAAACCUGGAAGUCAAAGAUUGGAAACCAAUGAAGAGCUGGAACUCUGCUAUUUGAUGGACUGACCAUUCACUAUAUUCAAUUUUCAAAGCUGGCUUAGCUGGUGCCUCUUUAAAAAUUUCAUAUUAAGCCCGGUGGUGGUGGCGCACGCCUUUAAUCCCAGCACUUGGGAGGCAGAGACAGGUGGGUCUCUGUUGAAUCCGAGGCCAGCCUGGUCUACAGGCAAGUUACAGGACAGGCAGGGUUAUACAGAAAAAAACCUGUCUUGAAAACCCCAAAAUAAAAAAAAAAAAGAAUUCCACGUUAAAAUGAAAAGAUGUUUUUUUGUAGUGAGUCAUCAGAAUGCAUUAUAUACAUGUAUGAAAUUGUCAAAGAGCAGACUUAACUAUUUUAAGAAGUUAGAAGUAAAAAAAUAAUAGUAGUAAUGCAUGCAAAUAAGUCUAAUUGUUGCUUCUUUAAAAACCCAUGUUAUUCAUUUCAAUGGAAGUUAUCGGGCUCUUAUUAAAAACAAUCGCUUAUGUGCAUGUGCUUUUUA